AUGAUUCCAAAUCAUAUAUUGAUCGUUGGAUCACCCAAUAGUGGUAAAUUGCGAAUAAGUGAUCUCAUUCAAUCGAACACAGAGGUUGAUAGGGUGGAAAGUUUAGUUGACAAAAAUUCACACUGUGGAACAAUACAUAAGACCGAGUUGACUACUAAAUAUUAUACAAUUAAAUUAAACAUUUUAAUUGACGAGUAUGCAAAUUGCAAAGAUGAUGAAUCUGAAGAACAUAAGAUAAAAGCUAUGAUUAAUUGGUGUGAUGAAUUUUUGAGUGAAGAAAUGGAAGAAUUGAGGGAAGUUUUGGAUGGAAUCAUAUUUACGAUUAAUGUAAAGGAAGAUUCUGAAAUAUAUAUAAACUCUCAAAUGGAUGUAAUAGAUAAGAUACGAUCCAAACUUGACAGCAAUCACGUAUGGCCUGGAUUCAUUGCAGUGGUUGGAUCACUUCCAGUCGGGCUGAACGAGGACCAAUACAAUAGUAAAUUUGAAGAAAUAGAGGAUAAAGCUAUAACUUAUGGUCUUGAAUUCAUAAACUUUCAAUUGAGAGGUAAAAAUGAAUACAAAGAAACCCAAGGCAAAGAUCGAAUCUUAGAAUUGAUAGAAAGUCAUGAGUGGUCAAAUAUGGAAUUGAUUAAAUCUUCAACUGAAAUGUAUGAAAGCAAUAAGAAUGAAAAAUUGAUUCAAAUGUCUGAAAGGCUUCUUCAAGAUGACAAAGAAGAGAGAACCACACCAGAGCACAAUGAUUCUCUUGACAAAUGGUUUACUAAGUUGACUUUAGCUAGAGAAAAUGCCAAAAAUCUAUCGCCUUCAGACAGAGAAGAAUAUGCAAAUGAAGUCAUUAAAGAAUUAGUUGAUUAUAUAUAA
This is a messenger RNA of Lodderomyces pseudojiufengensis, 861 nucleotides long. RefSeq lists its product as uncharacterized. Gene Ontology annotation, molecular function: protein-macromolecule adaptor activity. Gene Ontology annotation, biological process: vesicle-mediated transport. The record is from RefSeq and is a predicted model, not a curated record. Bases 1 to 861 code for a protein of 286 amino acids. The transcript has a single exon. NCBI's taxonomy places the organism in Eukaryota, Fungi, Ascomycota, Pichiomycetes, Serinales, Debaryomycetaceae.